Messenger RNA from Parus major (Great Tit), 1067 nucleotides. It is a transcript of the gene STX18, whose product is annotated as syntaxin 18. The transcript has 11 exons. Gene Ontology annotation, cellular component: SNARE complex; membrane; endoplasmic reticulum. The record is from RefSeq and is a predicted model, not a curated record. Bases 39 to 1043 code for a protein of 334 amino acids. Gene Ontology annotation, biological process: intracellular protein transport; retrograde vesicle-mediated transport, Golgi to endoplasmic reticulum. Gene Ontology annotation, molecular function: SNAP receptor activity. NCBI's taxonomy places the organism in Eukaryota, Metazoa, Chordata, Aves, Passeriformes, Paridae.
UGCGCGGGGAAGGGCGCGCGGCGGCACCGGCGGCCGCCAUGGCGGUGGACAUCACCCUGCUCUUUAAGGCCAGCGUGAAAACCGUGAAGACCCGCAACAAGGCGCUGGGGGUGGCGACGACGGGGGACAGCGCAAGGGACGAGCUGCUCAAGCGGGGCACCGCCCGCUCCAAAAGCGACUUCACCAGCCGGGCGCGGGAGGUGAUUUCUCAUAUUGGAAAGCUGAAAGAUUUUCUUCUACAACACAGAAAGGAUUAUAUUAAUGCUUACAGCCAUAUUAUGUCUGAAUUUGUGAGAAUGACGGAUACAGAGCGUGACCAGAUAGAUCAAGAUGCCCAGGUGUUUAUGAGAACGUGUGCAGAUGCCAUUCAUCAGCUCAGAACAGAAGCACACAAGGGUGUCCAGUCUGCUCAGGUGAAGGAGCACAGAACAGCUGUCUUGGACUUCAUUGAAGAUUACUUAAAAAGAGUGUGCAAGCUGUAUUCUGAACAAAGAGCCAUCCGAGUAAAGCAAGUGAUAGACAAGAAGAGACUGUCCAAACUUGAACCUGAGCAGAGCAAUGUGUCCAAAGCACCUCUUUCCACUGAAAAAUUUUCACAGAGUCCUUUAGAGGAUUCUGAAGAAAAACUUUCUGCUGAGGAAAGCAAAGACAGGAAUCUGCCCGAUGCCCAAAGUAACCUUGGAUUAUGGGGGGAUGGCAGAGGUGAAGAUGAGCUGUCACCUGAAGAAAUACAAAUGUUUGAACAGGAGAAUCAGAGACUUGUUGGUGAAAUGAACAAUCUCUUCGAUGAAGUCAGACAAAUUGAAGGAAAAGUGGUGGAAAUCUCCAGAUUACAAGAGAUAUUCACUGAGAAAGUCUUGCAACAGGAAACUGAUAUUGACAAUAUCCACCAAUUAGUUGUGGGUGCAACAGAGAAUAUAAAAGAAGGCAAUGAAGACAUAAGAGAGGCCAUCAAAAACAAUGCUGGAUUUAGAGUAUGGAUCCUCUUCUUCCUUGUGAUGUGUUCAUUCUCCUUGCUUUUCCUGGACUGGUAUGACAAUUAAUUAAACAUAUUAUUGGCUCCAUGC